AGGAAAAAAAAAACAAUAAUUAAAUUACAGAGAGAGAGAGAGAGAGAGAGAGCAGUGAUGGCAGCCAUAGGAGAUGGUGGUGAUCUGGAGAACCGAAUGUCGGCGAAGCAUCACCGAGGGAUCGGAAGCAAAGGCGUUGAUCGGACCGGACUCGGUCCCCCGCCUAGGCCCGCGCCGUUGGUCUACUCUGAUUUAACCGGCGAUGACGUCGCUUCUUCGUCGCAGUGGACGUCGUGGCUUGUUCCGAUGUUCGUCGUCUCUAACGUGAUGGUCUUCGUCGCUACGAUGUUUGUAAACAACUGUCCCGCGCAUUCCCACGGUCCUAACCGCCACUGUGUCGCUACUUUCCUCGGGAGACUCUCCUUCGAGCCUCUCCGUAACAAUCCUCUCUUCGGUCCCUCUUCUCGCACAUUGGAGAAGUUAGGAUCACUUGAGUGGGAUAAAGUUGUGGAGAAGCAUGAAGCUUGGCGUCUCUUGACUUGUAUAUGGUUACACGCCGGUGUUAUUCAUCUUGCUGCUAAUAUGUUAAGCCUUGUGUUCAUUGGUAUACGCCUUGAGCAGCAAUUUGGCUUCGUUAGGAUUGGAGUUAUAUACUUAAUGUCUGGAAUGGGAGGAAGCAUCUUGUCUUCUCUGUUUAUCAAAAACAGUAUCUCUGUUGGAGCGUCUGGUGCUCUUUUUGGACUUCUUGGCUCAAUGCUUUCCGAACUUCUCACCAACUGGACUAUCUACUCUAACAAGAUUGCGGCACUUUUGACGCUUUUGUUUGUCAUUGCGAUAAACCUAGCCAUCGGGAUUCUACCUCACGUUGAUAACUUUGCUCACGUCGGUGGAUUUCUAACGGGGUUUCUCCUCGGUUUCCUUCUCCUGGCUCGUCCCCAGUUCAAGUGGUUAGCAAGAGAAAAUAUGCCACAAGGCAGACGUCUGACGUCCAAGUACAAGCCUUACCAGUACAUAUUGUGGCUCUUGUCUCUCGCUCUGUUGAUCGCCGGGUUCGUGAUAGCGCUUGUGCUGCUAUUCAAAGGAGAAGACGGGAAUGAUCACUGCCGAUGGUGUCGCUACCUGCGUUGUAUUCCCACCUCAAGAUGGAGUUGUGAUGACGUCUGAUAUGUAAGCAAACAUGUUUGUAAAUGCAUAUAUACAUUAUUAUAUAGGUACUUUUAUGAUCUCCUUUGCUAGUAGUAGUUCAGGAGAUUGUUUGAUUGCUUUUGUGUGUGUGCCUACUAUCUCUUUACCGCAGAAAACGAGAAGAAAAGAAAAAGAAUUUGUUUAGUAGAAAAAAGAUUAUAUCAAUCAACUCAUAGCUCUAAGUUGUGUGA
Molecule: messenger RNA, 1316 nt
Organism: Raphanus sativus (radish)
Lineage: Eukaryota; Viridiplantae; Streptophyta; Magnoliopsida; Brassicales; Brassicaceae
Product: RHOMBOID-like protein 3
Exons: 5
Coding region: 58-1104 (348 amino acids)
Biological process (GO): proteolysis
Cellular component (GO): membrane
Molecular function (GO): serine-type endopeptidase activity
Source: RefSeq, a predicted model, not a curated record